Polychytrium aggregatum is the source of this 3553-nucleotide messenger RNA. RefSeq lists its product as uncharacterized. The transcript has a single exon. NCBI's taxonomy places the organism in Eukaryota, Fungi, Chytridiomycota, Chytridiomycetes, Polychytriales. The record is from RefSeq and is a predicted model, not a curated record. The coding region runs from base 24 to 3440 and encodes 1138 amino acids.
CUCACCACCACGUCAUUCGCCCGAUGGGGUCUUCAGCAGAAUCGUUCUUUACCCGGCUGCUUGAGGACCAGCCCGACCGCCAGAGCGGCGUCGCCGUGGUCCUGGGCAUCUGCAAGAUGGUCGCCGAGGGCAAAGAGAGCUGUGGCCUCCCCCAGCGCAAGCUCCCAUGCAUGCUGCUCCUGGCGACGCUGGAAACGAAGCAGUAUGUCCUCGACUUUACGGCCUCCAGCAUCCACAGCGGUGCCGCCAAGGAAAAGACGGCGCAGAAAUGGGCGUCGCUGGAGAGCAAGUCGAUCGACCUGCUCGGCGAAAUCCGCUUCCCGAUUCCGGCCGCCAAGCUCAUCCAGCUGUGGUCCGAGUCAGGCGUCUCGCUCGAGCAAGAGGGGCCGGGCCUGCUCGAUCUCGCUGGAACCCAGCUCGCCAACUACCUCCAGAUGGUCAAUAUGGUCUGGGCCAGCCCAGCCUCGCUCGAGGAAUCGUGGGUCAUCAGCAUGUACACCCAGCUCGCUCGGAUGCAGGCCGUCAAGCGGGUCGUCAACAUUGCCGGAGACUGGAUCCCGCUCUCCAUCUCCAAGAUAUGCUCGGCCAGAGACAAGUUUGAUGUCUCGCUGCUGACCUCGACGCCUUCGCCGCUGCAGCUGACGCCGUACGACCAGCUCUCGGUCGCCUUUGAGGACCGCACCCGUCGCGAGCUCCAGGAGCAUGUGUCGCAGACGGCCCUGUCGAUCAUGCAGCUCCAAUCGGGCUACGACCGCAAGCUUGGGGAGGCCGACUCUCAGAUCGAGUGCCUGAAGCUCGAAAACAAGCAACAAAAGGACCUGAUCGAGCAAAUCGUGCGACGAAACUCCAAGACCCUUGAGGAGCGGCAGCAGCAGAUCAAGACGCUGGAGCAGGCUCUUACGGAAGCCCGGUCAAAAGCGAUGCCGAUAUCGGCUCGCGGCGCAUGGGAAAACGACACCGUUGAUCUCGAAAGCGGGCUCGGUUUGCCGCUGGUGUCCAGUUCCGGUCCCAGCUCCAGCUCCAGCUCCAGUUUCAGCUCCAGUUUCGGCUCCAGCUUUGAGCACGAACGGGUCCGCCGGGCUGCAGCAGUCUCGCUCUUUGGCGAUGCAUCUCCAGCUAGGCAAGAUGCCUGCCUGGAUUCGCCGCCUCUGUCGAGCCUCGAUCGCCAUCUUCUCUCAAAGGAGAUGGACAAGAGCACGCGCAUCAAGAACCUGGCUCGGCUGGUCGAGCAGGCUUUGCUGGAGCUCGAGCAAGAAGAACACGCCGAGAUGGGCCUUGGGCUCGAGGACGGUUUGAACAAGCUACUGCUGACGCACGACCCGCCCGAGAAACGAGAAGCCUCAACGGCCGACGUCUUCCACAUCACCCAUCUCGAGAGCCAGAUCAAGCACCUGAUCGAGGCUUACAAAAAGCGCGCGGCAAACCUCAAGCAACGAGCACGAAUUCACGCCAUCAAGACGGCCGAGGAAGAUCCCAUUCCCGUGCCCGUCCCGAUCCCGGUUGUCGCCGCCACCGCCACCACCACAUCAAACCGACGGCGCAAGAACAAAAGGGUGCCUCAAAACAGCAACCCAAAUAGUGCAGCUUCAGCCGCAGCGACAGCGACAGUGCCCUCGCUGGGGUCGUCUGAAUCAGCUGAUGCGACACAGUCCACAUCGCUGCCUACUGCAGCCGCAUCGUCGGCGCAAUAUGAAGCAUCGCUCCGGAACUGUAGCCUCGUCAAGAAGAUAGAGGAAGAGUGUCGGCGUACGUACACCAAGAAGAUCGAGAACCAACGCGACGAACUCAACCGCUCCGAGCAGCGCAUCAAGGAGAUGACGGGCACAAUCGCAAAACUCAAGACACAGGCGGCCGAGAGCGAGUCCAGCCUGGUGACCUUGAAGCAGCGCUACAAGGAGAUCCUUUCGCUGAUUCUACGACACCCCGAAUUUGGCUCCUACCGACCGGAGAAGAUGCCCCAGCCAGCCAGCAGCGAUUGGAUCAUCGACUUGCUUUCGAGCACGGACGCAGAUGUUGAUCUCGCCCAGGUGCGGGCUGAUCUCGAGUAUGCCACCGAGUUUGGUAGUCGUGCCCAGAUACAGCAAGAGAACAACGCCCUCAAGCACAAGAUCCAAGAGCAUCAGGACCACAUCGACCGCAUCAGGGAGACAGCAACGACCAAGCAAUCGGAAAACGACGCCCUGCGAGCGGAGCUAGCGGCAAAGUCCGACAGACUCGCACAGGUAUCUCGCGAGCAUGCGACGGCAGUCCAGGAGCUCGAGACGGCAUCGCACGAGCUGGUGUCAAGAUGCAAGGAGCAGUCCGCCUUGUCGGAAGCCCUGGCGAGCCGUUCGGCCGAGCUCGAUGCAGCAAAUCGCGCGAUUGAAGAAGAACAAACUGGCUCGGCUGAACUGGCGCAGGAGAACGCACAACUACAGAGCAAGUCUGACGAACUCACAGCCGAGAUUGCCGUGCAUCAAAAGACCAUCGACAGCCUCGAGGCAGAGCUGGUACGCUGCAAAGGCGAGACUCUAGCCCUUCAGCGACUCGUGGACGAGUCACAAGAGUAUAUCAGCCAGCUGCAGCACGAGAUUGUUCACUUGCAGGCGCAACAACGGCCAACAGGAGCAGGGUCCACAGGGUUGCCGGAGGAGGCAUGCUCAGUCGAAGCCGCGGAUCUGCUCGAAGACCGGACCAAUCGAAUCUUGUCGCAGGUGUUUUCUGAGAUGGCCGAGAUCCUCAAGAGCCGGCUGGCAGACAAGCCGACACAUGCUAUAGCACCUCCGAUCCGGUCACCGGCGCCCAUCCAUAACAUCAGACCGAGCCAUGCCGCAGUCCAGCGCGCGGAAGUAGCCCCUGCUCGGCGCGGAGGCAAUGACAUGCUGCUGACCGAGCCGUUUGUGUCGCCCGCCCCUGGUUACCCGAUAGCCAGCCCUCCCACAGGCGUUCCCGGGUUCGUGCCCCACUAUCCCGUGGGUCUGCCGUAUCUCCCGCCGUCUCCAAGCAUUGUGAAGCUUCCCUUUGACCAUGGCAACGACUUUGAGUCCUCCGAGAUGAUCAACCAAUUCAAUCACGCCGUCCGAAGCCACCCAUGGCACAGCCCGGCAAUGAUGCGGAUGGACGCAAUGGCUGGCUGGUGGGAGCCUCAAGGCUAUCCCCAGCUGCCGCCACACUCGCCGAUGCCGCCGCGGACGCACACGCUUCCGCACGGACAGCUGCUGGACCGGCAGUUGCCCGUUGCGGCUCCUGCUGCAGACACAGAAGUGGCUGUCGCUCAAGCACGCUCAACUCACGGCAACGCCAAUGACUCGAUGCCGGACACAAUCGACAGCCACAUGGCCGGAGCCGCAAGCGACGAGACAGAGAGCGAAGGAGACAGCAUAAUAAUUGACUGCGGGAGCGCCAAUGUUGUAGACGAUGUUGUGUCGGCCGCUGCAUCGAGCCGUCGCUAUGGUGUCUGAGCUAUUCGACCAUACAGAGCCGCUUGUGGGACGCUGGAUGGCCUGCUCCCUAUUAUUUUUGGUACUUUUGGUGCAUCAAUAGACAACGACGCCGCGAGCUGCGUGCCCGACAA